GACUUGUUUUAUUCGUAAUUUUGUUGCAUUUACUCCACAUUUUUAAUAUCGACCCAAUUCCGUGUUUCAGCAAUCAGCAAACCAACAACAAUACACAUCGCUUCUCUUUGCUGCAAAAAGAAAAACCUCUUUUCUCCCUCGAUCGUAUCAAUAUGGCGACGAUCGGACACAAUAAUCUCAACGCAAAAUUGGUUUUGCUUGGGGACAUGGGAGCUGGUAAAUCAAGUCUCGUGUUGCGAUUCGUCAAAGGCCAAUUUCUAGAAUUCCAGGAAUCGACGAUCGGAGCGGCGUUUUUUUCGCAAACCCUAGCAGUGAAUGAUGCAACGGUGAAAUUCGAGAUCUGGGAUACGGCGGGUCAAGAAAGGUAUCAUAGUUUGGCUCCUAUGUACUACAGGGGCGCUGCAGCGGCAAUCAUUGUCUACGAUAUCACUAGCGCGGAUUCAUUUACACGGGCUAAAAAGUGGGUUCAAGAACUUCAAAAACAAGGUAAUCCAAACAUGGUAAUGGCACUUGCUGGAAAUAAAGCUGAUCUUGAAGACAAGAGGAAAGUAACAGCAGAAGAGGCACGUGUAUAUGCUGAGGAGAAUGGACUUUUUUUCAUGGAGACAUCUGCUAAAACUGCUGCUAAUGUUAACGAUGUAUUUCAUGAAAUUGCCAAGAGAUUGCCUAGAGCUCAGCCUACUCAAAAUCCAGCAGGAAUGGUUCUUGUUGAUAGACCAGCUGAAGGAGCUCGUGCUGCAUCUUGCUGUUCAUAAGUAAUGUUUUUAAAUUCUUCUUCAUUCAUAUCGUUUGUAGUUGCUUUUUUCUUUUUUAAUGUGUAUUUGCCAUUGAAUGAUUACGGGAAUAGCAUGGAAAUUUGAUGUCAAUAAAAUGUUAAAGGUGUAAGUUGUUCCUUUUGGUUAUGA
Molecule: messenger RNA, 905 nt
Organism: Lactuca virosa
Lineage: Eukaryota; Viridiplantae; Streptophyta; Magnoliopsida; Asterales; Asteraceae
Source: the annotation of a GenBank genome assembly